CCGGCCCUAUUAACACCCCCCCCCACCCAGCAAUCAUCAGCUCUCGUCGUAAUCAUUGAGACUAUUAGGGAGAAAUGUUGGCUCGCAGCUCAUGUCAGACUUUGCGUUCUGCUUUGCAAACGCGCACAAUUAAUGCCAAUCAGGCGGGGGAGCAGCCAGCUCGCAAUCACGGCUGCUCCGGCGCGGCUGUCAGCGCGUCCCAGCCCGCCUCGUACAUUUUCAUACAAUUGCUAUAAACAGCGGAGGGGAAACUCCUCGUUCCUCGCCAGCCGCGGGUAUUGUUCUCUGUUCCUUUUAAUUACUCGCCAUUCAGCAGCUCCUCCGGCCUCGGAUCGGGGCGGGCAGAGCAGGGCUUUGGAAAGCAAAGAGAGAAAUCUCAGCCGUGCCUGGUUUUGCCAUGCAUGAGGUUGUCUGCAGCUAAAGGAGAAAAGCAUGGUUAAUUCUUUGUCUUUCUCUUCUCCCCCCUUCACAUUGCAUUGUUUUCUCCCCUCGGGGGCCCAAGCUGGCCCCGCACCCCCAGGGAACCCCGAAAGCAGGGCGAGCUUGGGAGAAGUGGAGGGGGAAGAGCUGGAAUUACGUGACCGGGUGGUGGUAUAAUCCUCGUUACAAAAGUACACAUCAAUUAUAAGAAUUCCUACAGUAAUCUCAGAAAUCUAUCUUUUCUGCUGAACCAGCUCAUUAAAGAGCACCAUUCAUUUCCAUCUCUCCGGGUGAGAAGGGUUUAAAUCUCCAGAGCUUUAUAUUACCAAACAGACUCAGGGUGAUGGACUCUCGUUAAAUAUUAAAACAGCAAAGUUGAUUUUUAUUAUUUUUUCCCUUUUCUCCCCUCUUUUCCUCCAGACUGACAGCUCAGACGAAGCGUAAGGCGGUGAGGGUGGUGGUCCCCACUGUGAAUAGCAUCCCCAUGUGUCAGUGAGGUGAUGCUCAAUGGGUGUCUUUGAGCACCCCAUGGCUCCCCUCACCCCCCCCCGGACACCAGCCAGUGCCAUGGAGGAGGGAGGGAGGUUUCCUCAGGCCACCCUGGCAAGCUCCAGAGCCUGCGCUGGACCCGGGCACCGGCACAGGCAGGGCUUUUGUGUGCCGGGGGGCAGCGGCUGGCUGUGGGGUGAGGGACGGGCACAGAGCCCCUUUGUGUGCAGCUGCACCCCGCGGCAGCGGCGACGGGCAGGGCACAGGCUGGCAGCGGGGCCGGCGCUGCCCACCCGGAGGCCAGGACCAUGCUGGCGUGUCUGCAGAGGACCCAGAACCCCCCAGCCCAACACCUCGCCUGCCCCAACAAGGCACUGGAGCCGCGCAAGUGUGAGACGGCGGCACCGAUGCAUUCCCCGCGCUACCCCAGCCCCGCCGAGCUGGAUGCCUACGCACAGAAGGUGGCCAACAGCCCGCUGACCAUCAAGAUCUUCCCCACCAACAUCAGGGUCCCCCAGCACAAGCACCUUAACCGGACGGUCAAUGGCUACGACACCACGGGGCAGCGGUACAGCCCCUACCCCCUGCACGCCGGCGGCUACCAGGGUCUCCUGGCCAUCGUCAAAGCCUCCGGCAAAAGCGUGGUGAAGAACUCGGAGGGGAAGCGGACUAAGCUCUCGCCCGCCCAGGUUGGCGUCGCUCCCUACCCCGCCUCAAGCACUUUAGCUCAAGGUCCCUCCUGCGCCGCGCAGCUGAGCUACCACGGUGGCCAGAAGCAGCUGGAGGGUCCCGUGCCCCCCAACGUGACAGUGGCAGCCUCCGUGCUGCCGCUGGCGGGCAGGAGCCUGGCGCUGCCGCCGUCCAACCUGCCCUCCAUCCAGAGCAUCAUCUACCAGAUCAAUCAGCAGUGCCAGGCGCAGGGCGCGCAGCCGGGCUGCCCGGCUGUGGUGGCCGCCAACCCCAGCCCGGCCAAGCACGGCACCUUUGCCGGUGCCUACGCCGGCGCCGUGCUGCCCGAGUGCCGCAAGGGCGCUGAGCUGGCGCUGGGCUCCAACCCGACCGCGGCCCUGGCACCCAAGGCAGGGGUGUACCCCGAGGGCAUGGACUACCUGGUGUGGCAGCAGAAGCAGCAGCAGCAGCACCUGCGGAUGUACAGCGGGGGAAGCGGGGGGGCCCUCAGCAAGUCCCCCGAGACGUGUGCGGGUGCGUCGCGGCCCUACGCGCUGGGCGGCGCGGCCGAGAAGGUGAGCUCGUCCCCAUUGAACUGCAUGCACGGGAACUUCUCGGUGGGGCAAUACUUUGCCCCGCCUUGGAACAGCAUCUUGGUGACCCCCAACAGCGACUGUUACAACCCACCCGAGCUGGGGGCCGGGCCCCGCGACCUGGGGGUGCCCCCGGGCGAGGGGCUGCCCAGCAAGACCCUCUGCAAUACCUCCAUCCUCAGCAGCAGCCUCCAGUCCCUGGAGUAUCUCAUCAACGACAUCCACCCGCCCUGCAUCAAGGAGCAGAUGCUGGGCAAGGGCUACGAGACCGUGUCUGUGCCAAGGCUCUUGGACCACCAGCACGCCCACAUCCGCCUGCCCGUCUACAGAUAAGGAACCGAUGCUGCUCUUCCCAAACCCAGGGCGAGGAUCCCGGCGCAAGCCGCGCUCCCCUCCGGCACCGCGUGGGGCCCGGACCGAGGCAGCGAUGGUGGCAGGGGGACGGGGAGGGGGGGACACACGGGGUCGGCUGCCAAAAGGGCUCCCGGGACACCGGCAUCUCCCCGGGGUGCCCAGACUGGAUUGAGCCGCAUCCCGCCGGGAGGACCAAGGACCACUUGUCUAUCUCUAUAGCUCAGAAAUCAUUUUAUCUCCACGAAUGUGAACAGGGAAUCGCUACGAGUUGCUGCUAUCCAGGGAGAGGAGGCUCCGACCCUGCGGGCGCCCGGCUGGGUCCAUGCGGGGCAGAGCCCCCUGUACUGGGCUCACCGCAACUGGUCCCAGCCCGGUGCCCGCAGGGAGCCGGUGCCUGACCUGUAGCUGAAGUCCGUAACUUGCACUGCUUUGAUUAAAGCUAAUAACUGGGGACAGUCUGGAGGCUAUUUAAGAGAAAAACACUUGAAACUUGAACAGAUUGUUUUGUUUUCGAAGUUAUUUUUUGUAGUGACUAGGCUGUACAUCUACGUGUUGGCUGCUACAGAGUCUCCUCACACCCCUCUUCCUCCUCCUCCUCUUCCUCGCCCGGCCCCGCAUUGGCCACUGGCUCCUAUUCCCAUUCAACCAGGGGGGUCAGUACCCAGAGGGACCCCCUCUCCCGCCCCCUUUCCCACCGCAGGUCUCACAAUUCCAGGCUGUUCCAUUUCCCCCUUUACUGUCAGUUCCACCUUGGUGCUGGGUUAGCGGUGACCACGGUACCGGGGGCACUCACAUACCUCCUCCUUUUCUCUUUUCAGUUCGGAACUGCUCAUUAGGUUCCGUUCUUCAUUACGUGUAAUGAUGUCUUUAAUAGAGUUAUCCAUUCAAAACCAGCUCCACACCACAGAAUACAAAGUGUUUUUGAUGUCUAAUGGAUAAAGAAGGAAAACUACCCCGAUGAAGCCCAAGGUGAUUGUGCUCGGAAGAGAGGUACUGUAUCCCUGAAAGGCCUGUUCAAGCACUAAGUGCAUUUACAAAUCUCUGAGAAUGUUUUUUCUUUUAUACUAAAAUUGACCAUUAUAUUCUACUGUGAGAAGUGCUGCUGCACUUAUAUUGUUUUAAAACAAAUGAAGAAAAGAUAAAAAAAAAGAAAGAAACACAAAACCCACAAGCCGUGUGUCCGGAUGGUGUUUUUCCCAAAGUAAAGCCAGGAUAUCGCUGGA
Molecule: messenger RNA, 3748 nt
Organism: Neopsephotus bourkii (Bourke's parrot)
Lineage: Eukaryota; Metazoa; Chordata; Aves; Psittaciformes; Psittacidae
Gene: FAM222A
Product: family with sequence similarity 222 member A
Exons: 3
Coding region: 1218-2504 (428 amino acids)
Source: RefSeq, a predicted model, not a curated record